CAGAGAUUCCAAUUCAGUGAACGUGCAAUUAGUUGGAGAUCUCUGUGCCUGGCCGGUGCUAUGGAAGCAAGGUAUCGAAUUUCUAAAUAUUCUAAUCCGUUCUUUAUUUCUUAAAUCGGAUUACUCCUUAUAAGAAGAUGACAAUGAUGAGAAAUUGGUGGAUCUGUUAUAAAACUACCAACAUUACAGCUCAAUAAAAACAAAUGAUUGAUUCUUUUUGCUCUAUUUUGUUUCCAUAUAUAUUAGAGAGGUACCAUGGGGUGGUUUUAACAGCAAACUCACUUCUGUAUUCAAAUCUCAUAGCUUUCUAUUGCAAAAACAAAACUAUACAAAUGGCUUCAUUUCAUAUUCGAUCGAUCAGUCUGCCAUCUAGAUCUCAUCCGAUAACUGUAAGUUUAGAGGAGCAACUUUCCAAGCUAAACACAUCACAAUCAUCCUUAUCAUUAGGCCAAAAAUUGAGUGGCCUAAAAGAGUUGUAUGAGUGUCUUGAUGAUUUUCUUCAACUAGCACUCACCCAACAAUCUCUUUCCCAUGAGAACUCCGUAGAAGAGGCAUUGAAUGGAUCUUUGAGUUUGUUGGAUAUAUGUAGCAACACCAGAGAUUUUUUCUCACAAAUGAGAGAAUGCCUCCGGGAACUUGAAUUAUCUAUCCGAAGAAGUGGAAACGGAGUUGAGGCAUAUAUGGCAUCAAGGAAAACAUUGAAUAAGUUGAUCUGCAAAUAUCUCAGAAAUUUGAAGAAACAAGACAAAAACAGCAAACAUAACUCGGAUUUUGUAGUCUUGCUCAAAUCUGUAGAGGAACUUAGUGUUUCAAUGUUCGAAUCCAUCUUAUCUUUCAUUUCUUUACCAAAGUCAAAAUCAAAGCUCUCUAUUUUCACAAAGUUUAUGCAACCAAAGAAUGCAUCACCCGAAGAGGAAAUCGAAGCUAAUGAAGUUGAAAAGAUCGAUGCUGAAUUGCUUAGCCUGAAGUCCAGCAUUGACAUCAAUCAGAGGAAAACUAUGUUGAAAGAAUUGGAGACAUUGGAGAUGAGCCUUAAAGAAGCAGAAGAGGAUUUAGAGUGUGUGUAUAGAAGAUUGGUCAAAAUCAGAGUCUCUAUUCUCAAUAGUCUAAAUCAUUAGGAGAUUGCUUCUACCACAAUUUUGUAGCAUAUAAUCUUACAACAAAUUGUACAUAAACAAACAUAUAUACAAAUACCAAAUGAAUAUAAUCAGUCAGAUUUCUCUCAUUU
Messenger RNA from Mercurialis annua (annual mercury), 1228 nucleotides. RefSeq lists its product as uncharacterized. Lineage: Eukaryota; Viridiplantae; Streptophyta; Magnoliopsida; Malpighiales; Euphorbiaceae. The coding region runs from base 204 to 1118 and encodes 304 amino acids. The transcript has a single exon. Gene Ontology annotation, biological process: shoot system development; root development. The record is from RefSeq and is a predicted model, not a curated record.